Molecule: messenger RNA, 1323 nt
Organism: Drosophila albomicans
Lineage: Eukaryota; Metazoa; Arthropoda; Insecta; Diptera; Drosophilidae
Exons: 5
Coding region: 47-1063 (338 amino acids)
Biological process (GO): proteolysis
Molecular function (GO): serine-type endopeptidase activity
Source: RefSeq, a predicted model, not a curated record
CUUUUCAGUCUCUCGCUGUUGUUUGGAUGAGUGCAACAUAGACAUUAUGUUUUUCAUCAGCAAACUUCUUUUUAUAUAUGCACUUAUACAGCUGAUUGCCAAGCCAUCAACAGCUAGGAAAAGAUAUCAAGAGAACGAUUUUUGCGGUGGUCUCCACGGAUUUCCUACCGGAACUUGUCAACUGGCCACAAAAUGCACAACACUGAAGACAUAUUACGAGAAAAACUGGAUUCAUCCACUGAACGUGCCCAGUUGUGGCUUCAAGAGACCCUUUGGCAGGGCAAUGCUCUGCUGUCCCAAACCUUUUGAAAACCUAACAGAGGGUGAAUCAUACAACUUCACUGGAACUCAUCUGGUUACUAUGCGAUACUACAAAAACAAUAGGGAUGAUUUUGCGUACCGUUGUACGGGUGUUUUACUGUCCUCGUCGCAUAUUCUAGCGUCGAAGCAAUGCGAUGCAGAGAACGACGAGGAUUUACCCAGCAAAGUAAAGUUGGGAUCCCAAGAUGCAAGAGUAAACGAUGAGUCAGAUAUUAAAAUCGCUGUUAAGCAACCCACGAGAUACAAAAAUGAUUUGGUGCUCAUCGAGUUGAGAACGAUACUUAACACAACACAGCCGAUGGGAAAUGUCAGCAUAGCGAAACUCUGUCAUCCAGAUGAUCUGAAGGGUCACCCGAACUUCUUUGCUGCCGGUUACUCAUACAAUACGGAAGAAAACGAAAGCUGCACCAAAUUCACGAUGCAAUUGCAAAACCUUAAUCUCAAAGAAUGCAACAAUGUGAAGGUGACGCGUCAAAUCGAAGAUUUGGCAACGGAUCAGUCACAUUUCUGCCUUCGCCCGUUACCCAUAUACAAGGAGGGCGAAGAGUGCUCAAAGUGUUUGACCGCGACAUCCAGCGUUCUUCAUGUGCAGCGAAUGGAUGGCAGUCAGUGUGUGGCGGGCAUUGCCACGCCCACAAGCAAUGAAUUCAUCGAGGAGGACAGUCCAUUGUACUUCACCAAUAUCCUGACAAAUUCAGUCAGCGAUUUCUUUAAUGAAAACAAUGUCGGCAGGACUAAUUAGCACAUACAAAUUCACGUUGAAUAUGAAUGUCUUUUCAGGUUAUACCCUAUACCCAUAGGGUAGAAGGGAAAUGUAUGUAACACGCAGUAGGAGUCAUCUUCGGCCCCCAUAAGUAGUACUGUUUAACAUAAUAUGUUUUUUAUUAUAAUUCAUUGUGUCGUCAGAUAUUAAUUAUGGAUGUCUAUUUUAAUACACUUUAAUAUACACUGACUUAAGUUUUCAUUUCAAUAUUAAUUAAGUAUUGAUAUGGCAAUAGUUGG